This is a messenger RNA of Poeciliopsis prolifica (blackstripe livebearer), 2806 nucleotides long. RefSeq names its product glycerol kinase-like. Bases 71 to 1624 code for a protein of 517 amino acids. Gene Ontology annotation, biological process: glycerol metabolic process; triglyceride metabolic process; glycerol-3-phosphate biosynthetic process. Gene Ontology annotation, cellular component: mitochondrion. The record is from RefSeq and is a predicted model, not a curated record. The transcript is spliced from 18 exons. Gene Ontology annotation, molecular function: glycerol kinase activity. Lineage: Eukaryota; Metazoa; Chordata; Actinopteri; Cyprinodontiformes; Poeciliidae.
GUUCCGACCGGUUCCGGCGGCCCGCCCCCCGCUGGGCGCAGAGGAGCCCAGACAGACUCGAGCAGCAGACAUGGACCCGCUGGCGGCUGCCAUCGACCAGGGAACCAGCUCCACCAGGUUCCUGGUGUUCAACACUAAAACAGCCCAGCUGAUCAGCCACCACCAGGUGGAGCUCAAGCAACAUUUCCCCAAAGAAGGGUGGGUGGAGGCGGACCCCAAGGAGAUCAUGGACACCGUCCACGAGUGUCUGGAGAAGACCUGCCAGAAGCUGGCGCAGCUCGGCGUGGACGUGUCCCGCAUCAAAGCAGUGGGGGUGACCAACCAAAGAGAAACCACCCUGGUCUGGGACAAGGAGACCGGAGAGCCACUCUACAACGCCAUCGUCUGGCUGGACCUGAGGACACAGUCCACUGUGGAGAGACUCAUCAGCAAAACUCCCAGCAGGAGCAAGAACCACCUGAAGCAUAAGACUGGACUCCCCAUCAGCACUUACUUCAGUGCAGUGAAACUCCGUUGGUUGCUGGACAAUGUGGAGGCGGUGCGGCAGGCGGUUCUGAGUAAGCGGGCCAUGUUUGGGACCGUGGACUCCUGGAUCAUCUGGAGUCUGACGGGCGGGCGAGACGGGGGAGUCCACGUCACGGACGUGUCCAACGCCAGCCGCACUUUGCUGUUCGACAUCCACAGGCUGGACUGGGACCCCGAGCUCUGCAGUUUCUUUGGCGUCCCGAUGGAAAUCCUGCCGGCCAUCAGAAGCUCCUCUGAGAUCUACGGCCGCAAGAGGUCUGGCUCGCUGGCAGGGGUUCCCAUCUCUGGGUGUCUCGGGGACCAGUCGGCAGCUCUGGUGGGUCAGAUGUGCUUUGAGGAAGGCCAGGCCAAAAACACCUACGGGACGGGAUGCUUCCUCCUCAGGAACACAGGGACCAAGCCGGUGAUGUCCGAACACGGCCUGAUCACGACGAUCGCCUACAAGCUGGGGAGGGACAAGCCAGCCUGCUACGCGCUGGAGGGUUCGGUGGCGAUCGCCGGAGCCGUGGUUCGCUGGCUGAGGGACAACAUGUGCAUUGUGCAGUCGUCCUCUGAGAUUGAGCAGCUGGCAGCGGAAGCAGGAACGUCCUACGGCUGCUACUUCGUUCCGGCGUUCUCCGGCCUCUACGCUCCGUACUGGGAGCCGAGCGCCAGAGGCAUCAUCUGCGGCCUCACCCAAUUCACCAACAGGAGCCACCUGGCGUUCGCCGCCCUGGAGGCCGUCUGCUUCCAGACCAGAGAGAUCCUGGACGCCAUGAACCAGGACUGCCGCAUCCCGCUGCCGGUGCUGGGCGUGGACGGAGGCAUGACGGGGAACCGGCUGCUGAUGCAGCUGCAGGCCGACAUCCUCUGCAUCCCUGUCGUGCGACCCAGCAUGUCUGAGACCACAGCUCUGGGUGCAGCCAUGGCGGCCGGUGCCGCUGCGGGCGUAGAGGUCUGGAACCUGGACCCUGAUCAGCUGCCUGAGGUCACGGCUGAGCGGUACCAGCCUCAGAUCAACACCCAGGUGGCUGUUUCUGCUCCAACUCGACUGUCUGUCCUCCACCAGAGAGCGAGUUGCGCUUCACUCGCUGGAAGAAGGCCGUCCAGAAAUCCAUGAACUGGGAGACACCAGAGACCAGUUCCACCAGUAAUGGAACUAAAGCCUCCUGGAUCCAGACAGCAGGAAGAGCAGCUUAGAGCUUCCCACACUCAGCAGAAACCCAACCACGAGUCAAGCUGCAGACGCUGGUUCUGUUGGGCCGCCGCUACUGGUGGGAAUAUUUCACAGACGGAGCCGCUGAAUCUUCAGACGGUGAACUCUGACCCCGAGAGCUCUCUAAGUUACUGAAGGAAAAUCUAUUCUGGACCAUCACCUCCUUUAGAUUGCACUUUAUUUAUUGUUUCUUCAUCCUCAUUGGAGCGUCCCGGGGUUCUGAUGAGGUUCUGAUGAGGUUCUGCUCCACUGUCGCCCCCUGCUGGUCCCAGAGUGAUGCUGCAGGUCAAAGGUUGUGUUGGUUUCCUUGGAUACAAACCUUUUAAAUAUUCUGACUGACCAGCUGAGCUUUGUGCUCUGAUUGAUGAAUAGGAUCAGUUGGAACCAAUCGAUCGGAACCGAUCGAUCAGAACCGAUCAGUUGGAACCGAUCGAUCAGAACGAUGCCUGUACAGUUGUGAAUCGCCAUAGCAACCUGGUUCAGAUCGCCGUUGUUCCGCCAGCAGAACCGGGUUGAGGUUCUGAACCCGCUCCGUUUCUCCUCACAGGUCGGCAGCAGGGAUCCAACUGAGUCCACAUGGUGGUACCAGGUACCAGGCUGGUUCUGGACAUGAAACCGACCCUGGAGCUUCUGAAGAACCGGUCUAGUUAAAGUCCUGCUCAUUUAAAGCAGUGAUGUCAGAGCGGGACCACCAGAACCGUUUCCAACUCAAUCAGAAGCUUUUGUCUCGGACCUCAUUUGUUCCCAGAACUGGUCUGGAUCCGAUUGGGAUCGCUUCCAGUUGAACUGUCCAGCUGACAGAACCGGUCCGACUGGGUCGAGUAAAGGUUCGGUCCAACUUUGCUCUGGCAGCAGAAUCUCAGCCAGAAACCUGGUCCUGACCCGGUUUUGAUCCAUUGUGAACAUUUUUACAUUCAAAGGGAGAUAAAAUCUGGAAAUGAGCAACAGAAACGAAUCGAUUCAGACAUGAAAAGUUUUAAACUUUGCAAUAAAAUGUCAUCCUGUGAUGCUUGAUUAACUGACAACAGUUUGAUUUCACAUCAAAAUAAAGACUUUGUUUUAAAAUCAUUAGUGUCCUAGUCAAAG